AUUUUUUGCCCCGUUCGAAAAUGGCCGCCGUAGCGUCACCGCGCGGCCGCUCUGUGCGCACUUGGAGGACCCGAGUUCACUGCACCGCGAGCGGCGGGCCCCUGGGCCGCGAGUCAAGGCCAGGAAAGCGCAUGCGCCUCUGGGCUGCGGUAUCCGCGAGCUAGGUGCUGUCGUAAAGGGCCACGGCAGCAGAAGAGGAAAUGGGUCCCCGCGGCCUCUUAAAGGGACCGCGCCGCCGCGAGCGGGAGGAGGCGUCACCAUGCUGAGCUGCCCCCUGCUGGGCUCCCUGCGACUCUGCCUGGAGCGGCGCCCACCCCUGGUCUGCUUCUGCCUCUGCCUCUUCUCAUUGGCCGCCGCCUUCCUCGCCUUGGCCGCCUACAUCCAAUGGCACGAGGUCAGGGACCCUGACAUCACCCAGGACUGGAACUCGCUCCUGGAGUCCCUGAGCCACCUGAGGUUCUGCACCGACAACGGGACGUGGGGGGGGCCAACAACUCUGGCCCCCACCCCCAGGGCUGCCCCCCCUUCACCCGGGGCCCCCCCAGCCCUCUCGGUCUUGGUGGGCCUAACUUUCAACCUCCCCGGGGGAGGGCGACCCAACGCCACCCGCCUGGCCCUGACGGUCACCGGCCACCAGCUGGGACUUGGGGGUCCAGACGCCCAGCAGCCGAUCCGCCUGGUGGUCGUCACCCCGUGGCCCCCCGGCCCCAGCCCCCAGGGCAGCUGUCUGAGCCUGGCAGGCCCCCCCUCCAUGCUGCCCCAAACCAGGGCGCCGCCCCUCUGCAUUGUGGGGGAUCUGGGUGCCCAGUCCCGGGCAGAGCCGGGGUCCUGCUACCCGCCCCACUACCAGCCGGACCCCGCCCUGGCCACCAUGCUGAGCCCGGAGGAUCGCCGCCUGUGCAGCCAGCGCCUCCUGCUGGCCGGCCUGACGGCGCUGUCCCUCUGCGCCCUGCUGCUGGGCGCCGCCGGCCUCUGCCUGCCGCCCGCCCGACACGCCCGGGGGCGGCUCUAGGGGCCGGCCCCCGCCGCCCCGCCCCGCCCCGCCCCGCCCCGCCCCUCCGGGAGCCGGGCCGGGACCCACCUACCCCCCGGCGCCUGCCGGGGCCCGGCCGCGCCCAAUAAAUGGGAAACGCGG
Messenger RNA from Caretta caretta (loggerhead turtle), 1135 nucleotides. The record is from RefSeq and is a predicted model, not a curated record. NCBI's taxonomy places the organism in Eukaryota, Metazoa, Chordata, Testudines, Cheloniidae.